UCUCUCUACAUCGAUCUCCAACCUCUCCUCACCUUCCUCAACUUUUCUUUCUUCGCCCUUUAUAUAUAUAUAUCUAAUCUCCAACGUCCUCAGUUCCUCUCUUAUCAUUCUCUUUGGAGCCCCACAAAUGGAAGGCCAAGAAGCGCCACCACCACCUCCUCCACCUCCACCAUUACCACAAUUGCCAGCCUAUCUCUUCUCACCCUCAUACCCUUCCUCAUCAUUGCACCCUCCCUUUAUAGAGCCUCAGGUCCUUCCAGAUAUCGACUGGGUUGGCCUUCUCUGGGGUCAAUCCGGCGUAGGAGAGAAUAGGGCACCAAUGAUGGAAAGCGCUUCUGCGGUAACUGGGGAAGAAAAGGGUAACAAGGAUAGGAGAAAAAGUGGCCGAAUGAUGAAGAAACAGAGUCGGCCAAGGUUUGCUUUCAAAACGAGGAGUGCAGAUGAUAUUCUUGAUGAUGGCUACCGCUGGAGAAAAUAUGGCCAGAAAGCUGUGAAAAAUAGCGCAUAUCCCAGGAGUUACUAUCGCUGCACCUAUCAUACAUGCAACGUCAAGAAGCAAGUUCAAAGGCUCUCCAAGGACACUAGCAUUGUAGUCACGACUUAUGAGGGAAUCCAUAACCAUCCUUGUGAGAAGCUCAUGCAAGCUUUAACUCCUCUUCUCAAACAGAUGCAGUUUCUCGCUAACUUCUAAGUUCAUUCUCAGCUGUAAUUAAUGUUCAAGAACGAAUCAAAUGCAGAAGCUUAAUGAUUCUGUUCUCGGCAUACUGUAGUUAUACAUGUAAUUCCUGUAAUUAUUAGAUGCAUACGGUCAAUAUUGACAACUUGUAUAUAUUAUGGACUAGAUAAUCUGUCAAAACGGUAAAAUCAAUAAACUUCUGUAUCCGAAUUUAAAGAAAACUUACAAUCUUCAUAUUUUAACUCA
Messenger RNA from Hevea brasiliensis (rubber tree), 922 nucleotides. Its product is annotated as probable WRKY transcription factor 43. The record is from RefSeq and is a predicted model, not a curated record. Gene Ontology annotation, molecular function: DNA-binding transcription factor activity; sequence-specific DNA binding. Bases 128 to 691 code for a protein of 187 amino acids. Gene Ontology annotation, biological process: regulation of DNA-templated transcription. Lineage: Eukaryota; Viridiplantae; Streptophyta; Magnoliopsida; Malpighiales; Euphorbiaceae. The transcript is spliced from 2 exons.